Trifolium pratense (red clover) is the source of this 698-nucleotide messenger RNA. RefSeq names its product auxin-induced protein 15A-like. The transcript has a single exon. The coding region runs from base 85 to 387 and encodes 100 amino acids. The record is from RefSeq and is a predicted model, not a curated record. Gene Ontology annotation, biological process: response to auxin. NCBI's taxonomy places the organism in Eukaryota, Viridiplantae, Streptophyta, Magnoliopsida, Fabales, Fabaceae.
UCUAAGUCUUCUCUACCUUUCACAUUAAACAUUUUUCCUAUCAUAUAAUAUUUUCAAAUUGAUCCAUAUCUAGUUUUCUUCAUCAUGAAGACAACAAGUAACAGAUUUGUGGGAAUAGUUCAAGCUAAACAGAAACUUCAAAGAACACUUUCACAAAGAAUUAGAAUGGCUUCAUCUGGUUGUGAUGUUCCAAAAGGCCACUUGGCAGUUUAUGUUGGAAAUGACCAUAAGAGGUUUGUAAUUCCAAUAUCAUAUUUGAGUCAUCCUUUGUUUAGAGAUUUAUUGGAUUGGGCUGAACAAGAAUUUGGAUUCAAUCAUCCAAUGGGUGGUCUUACAAUUCCAUGCACUGAAGAUUACUUCAUUAGUCUAACUUCUUCUCUUAAUUAAUUUGUUCAAAAAAAAAAAAUUAAAUGGGUUUAUGACAAAUUUGUUGACCCAUUGAACAAAAAUAUUGAUUAUUUUUAUUUUUUUUAUUUAAUGUGAAGUUAGAUAGGAGCAACUAAAUUUGGUCUCUUGAUCAAUUCAUGUUGUAUUGGAGAUUCAACUCAAUCUAAUAACUUUCCAAUUCAUGUGAUGUACUCAUUUAAAUUGUUUUUUCUAAAUUGAUUCGAGCAAUUUUAUCUGUCUCGAGAUGUAAACUGAAAAUUACAAUGUAACCUUAGCAUUUAUCAUUCAAAAAUAACUUGCCAUUUAUUUGG